AUGGAGCAAAUUUUGGAAGCCGUCCGUACGAACGCCGAUCACCUGACUGGUAUGUUCAAACCCAAGGAGCAGGCAAAGCGUAGAAGCAGCAUUAUAGAAGCAUUGUUCGCGCGGCAUGCAGAAAUAUUCGCAAAAAUGGACUUGGAUGAAAAUGGUAUGCCCAGGCCUGAUGCGACUACGCCUUCUGUAGCUAGGCGUGCUGUGCCCAUCACUCAUGUGGCUACUGCUCCUGUUGUUGCUUCUGCUGUACCAACUUAUCCUGUGGCUACCUCCGCUACGACCUACCCUACCGUAGCUGCCCCUACAGUGGCUUUCCCUUCUUUGGCUGUCCCUACUAUGGAUGUCCCUACUGUAGCCGUCCCUGUUGUAGCUACCGGAAACAUCACGAAUACGAACCAUCCUCGAAUAGCAAAACGACGGAAUGAUGAGGAGAUCGUCGUCUCGGAGAGAGAAAGCAAGCUCAAGACAGCAAAGCAUCGAGCUUUACGACAGCAACAACGACACAUGUUGGUAACCAAGAAUCGUAUAGAACAUCAUCGAGCACAGAGGGCUCAGGGGUUUCGCGUUCAUGGACCAGAGGAUGAGACCGAAUCUUUGCAUCCCCAAUCAGCGGAUUCGCUGGAUGCCGAUCCGAAACCCUCUCAAGACAUGUCCUUUUAUGAAAACCAAACAUAUAAAGAGAGCCAUGCCUAUGUUCAGGAACGGCUUACGAAUAUCCUCGGUGCAGAGCGAAUGAAUUUCCAGCUGCUCCCUUCAGGCCACAAUCCCAUUGACCCUAUCAUCGCCGAACACAACCAGCGAACAAUCACAAAUAGUAUACUUGACCAGUGGGAAGCCCACAAGGUUGAAAUGCGUCGUCAGGAGGAGGAGCAAAAGCGCCAAGCCCAUGAAGAAGAGGUUAGGAGAUUCAAGAUACAGACUCUCCUCGAUCACUACCGCCAACUAUACAUUAAUCGGUUGGAACAGCUAGCUCUCUAUGGUCGUGAUCUUGAAAUGGGUAUUGGAUACAUCGAAGCUGCUCUAAUGGCCGGUGGCCUUUGUGAGGCGGCCAACGUUAUGCAAGACAUGACGCAUCAGGUCCUUCUUCCCAUCCAUACCCUGCUACAGAAAUGCGACAAAGAGAUACCACUGGAAGAAGCUGGUGCUGGAAAGUUGAAGAGCGUGUGGCCAAUAGAUGGUAUUAUGGCAGUGUUCGAGUAUCUGCAGGGCGAGCCUUACCUUCCGCCCCAAGCUAUUGAUAUGAUGCAGGGGAUUCAGGUCAUUUGCACAGCGCUCAACAAUCCGACGCCUUUCCAGAAUCCACUUGAUCCCAAGCCGGUUUUAAACAAUGCCCCCAAACCAUCUUUCAACAAUAACUCGAAUUUCCAACAUACUUCACACCAAAUUAUUCCUGCAGCAAAGCCUUCUCCUUCUAAAGGGCUUUCAGUCAUCGGCGCUGCAUCAGCACCUGCUGGCAGCGGAUUUUCCAAGCUUCUUGCGGCGACUGCUCAGAGUGUCAAUCAGGAACAAAAUAGAGAGCCAGGCUCUACAAGUAGUGGCUUCGCGAAACUCCUUGCUGCCACCGCCGAGAAGGCGAACAGCACCCAAGAAGCGAGUUCUGGCACUGCUCCGAACGUCUCUCCGAAUACCACCCUCGAGACCGACCUAUCACCAGCUCACGCAGCCCGAACGACAGUACUACAGUACAUCGCCACCGAAAAUCUCUACUUCGCAAGCGAAGUCCAAGACCUCAUUAGGAAUAACACUGUCGUGGGCAUCCACCGCCGCCAGGCCUCCGAAUACCUCAAGGAGCUUAUUGGGCUAGCCAACGGCGAAGAAGGUUUCCUCGGAGAGAUGGAUGCCGGCAGCUAUAGGAUGCAAAUCGAGACGUGUGUUACCAAGAUCAAUACUCUACCGACCAACCCGCGACUCAACAGGGAUACGCAGGCGCUCAAGAAGUUGUGCGGAAUCGCUUUGAAGCUUUGGAGUGUGCAUGCGAAGUAA
Molecule: messenger RNA, 1983 nt
Organism: Bipolaris victoriae FI3
Lineage: Eukaryota; Fungi; Ascomycota; Dothideomycetes; Pleosporales; Pleosporaceae
Exons: 2
Coding region: 1-1983 (660 amino acids)
Source: RefSeq, a predicted model, not a curated record